This is a messenger RNA of Labrus bergylta (ballan wrasse), 2836 nucleotides long. It is a transcript of the gene spata2, whose product is annotated as spermatogenesis associated 2. NCBI's taxonomy places the organism in Eukaryota, Metazoa, Chordata, Actinopteri, Labriformes, Labridae. Gene Ontology annotation, cellular component: cytoplasm. Gene Ontology annotation, biological process: protein linear deubiquitination; regulation of necroptotic process; protein K63-linked deubiquitination. The record is from RefSeq and is a predicted model, not a curated record.
UGGGAAUUUCCAACAGCUGAGGAGGCGUAGCUAGUAGUCACAGCUAGCACUAGUAAAAGAUUGAAGACAACAAGUAUUUCAACAUUGAAAAAGGGUUCUUCAAGAUGAGUGACCUUGAACUCUGCACAAGCUGAACCCAGUGAAUGGAAUAAACUCAACUCUGCAACUCUUAACAGGGCGUGAAGAAGAAGCUCCUCCUGACCUCAUCUUGCAUGACAUAGGCCUGUUUGUCUGGAAACAAGUAAGGCUUUGAGUCGACACCAGAGAUGCCUGUUAGAACGCAUCCCUACAGGCUGCAGCCUAGCUACGCUAACUGAAUUGUCAGCAUCUUUUUCUCAAUUCUCAUUCACCUGUCCAAAACCUCAUUAAUGUUGAGUGUGUGCCAGCGUGUACAGUGAUGGUGAUAAUGGUGACCAAAAAUGAUGCUUGAAUGUGGCACCAAGGAGCAGGGUAUGCGAAAAGGGGUGCGGCUCUCUCAGAAAAGUAUAACAGCUGACUGAUAGUCUGCUGUUGAUAAUGGAUGCCAAAUUAAAAGAGGACCUGUUUCGGAGGUAUGUGACUGCACUGGAGAGGCGUCUGGAGGGUGGAGGGGAAUACACAAGGAAAGGAAAUGCACCAGAAGGGGACAGAGGGCGAUACAAGGACAGUGAGGCCCUACUCUCCACGGCCACUGCCCUGCUAGGGGCCUACCAGCCUGAUCCAGGACAACGAUUUCGAAUGGUGCGUUUCUAUGAAGUGGUUGAGAGUUCUCUCCGUUACCAGAGAGGAGGAAACUUAAGGGGUCUGGAAAGAGCUUUUCGCACGUUGGAAACUAUCUGCACCAAUCUCUUGCUGUUCCCCUGGAAGAAGGAGUUCAGGUGUAUAAAGACCUUCACUGGCCCAUACGUGUAUCAUCUGCAGUCUGCCAUUACUGAUGCUGAACUCCGAGCUCUAAUGCGUACUAUUGGCUACGCCUGUGACUACGAUUCACAGUUUCAUUUGCAGGAGCACCCAGGUGGCACAAAUCAUCUCCGUCAGUUGGCGUUUGAGCUUUUCCUGGCCCAAGCAGAGUGUCGUCUCCUGGGAGAGGUAGUGGCUCUGGCCCGAGGUUCGGCCUCAGAGAUGGAAGCGCUGGAACUGCGCAGAGGUUGCAGGGAUGACGCAGCCGGCUGUGCAGAGGCCCUCCGUAGACGCGACAGCCUUGGGGCUGAUAUGGCUCGCCUGUCUGUGCGGCCACUGGAUAUAGAGAGGCCUCAUGCCCACCACCUGAGGCGAGGUAGUCGGCCAUCUAAAUCUGUGGAUGUCACAGAUGGGGCUGGUCACUGGCACCCAGCUGUAAGCAAGCCUGUUUUGAAGGCCUCAUUGAGUCUGAGAAAGGAGCCUCUGUUUGUUGAUGCAGAAGAGGAUAUGAAGGAUGAGAUCAUCAGGCCCUGCACUUCAGCAUCGCUCUUCUCUGUGGCAGCUCCACCUUCCUAUAGCCCUGUUGCGGAUUUCUUUCCUAUUCAGUCCCCUCCUCCGGCUGAUGCUUACACCUCCUACCACCUGUCCUCCUUGGAUGAAAUUGACUUGUACACUGAGAGGGGUGGAACUGGGACAGGAGGAAGACAGAUCCCUUCUCGACCUCCAUCGAGAGAGCCUCGGGAUUCAAGGGAGGCGUGGUUGCUCAAAGCUCAUGGUAGUGUGAAGUGUCAGGGCUGUGGCAUCGGCUGCUCCUCUAUGGCCUCCUGCCAGAGAUGUGACAUGAUCCUCUGUUCUUCCUGUCAUGAUGUGGAUCCCUCCCCUUGCUGCGGCCUACAGGAGUACCACCCAAAAUCCUCACGACCCCUUGAUGGAUACAUUCCUGUCAAAGAAAAGCUCUCUGUCUACUCCAAUACACACUCCCAUGCCCUUCUCCAUCCACACCCCCUCACACUGACACACUCACACUCUCACCCCCACCCUCACCCCCAGAUGGUGGAGAAACCCCUCAUGUCCACGAAGCUGUUUCCGAGCAAGUCAGUUGCCUUGACAACGCCAAAGGGAGGCAGCAGUGAGCGAAUAAGCUUGGGGGGAUCGCGAUGCGGGUUCUGCAACAAGCCAAGUGCAUCACACACAUGUGUGAAUUGCUCUAAGGUGUCAUGUGACUCAUGCAUGGGUUUGUACGCAAAGGAUAUGUGCACACGAAAGAAUCCCCAGCACAGCUUUGUUCCCAACCAUCAGCUCAACUUUAAAUCUGGCACCAUAUCUCACCUGGUGUACCGAUAAAUCUGGAAGAUGGAAUAUUUGUUUCUCCCUUGUAGUCCCCUUUCUCAACCCUGCUGCAUAGUCUUGCACAAUUGCUUUAGCUCCGUUCCUGUUUAACAGCUUAUUCACUACCUUUCCCUGUUAUCUGAUGGUCUUUUGCUCUCUAAAUCUCUCUUGAACUUUGUACAUUUUUCUCCGGCUGUCAGAUUGGCCUUGGAAUGCACAUGCCACAGAGAGCCAUAUCGUCCGCCCAUCUCUUUACCUUGUACAAGUUCAGGCCUUUUAUCAAUUUCUUCUUCCUUUUUUCUUGCUACCUGCUCUUGAGUAGUCAUGUGAUGUUCUAGCGCUUCCCAAAUUCCUCAAAUUCUGUCCUCAAAAGGGAAACUGGAGAAAAGAGUUUAAAUCUUUCUAAUUUUUAAUGAAUUCCGUCCAAUUGACAUAUAUACUUUGCCUCCUCAGCUAACAACUCUUCUAGUAUAUAAAUAUAAAUAGAUAUAUAUAGAUAUAUACAGUAUAUGUGUGAGUGUGUGAGAGAAUGAUAGUGUGGAUUUGAGUGUGUGUAGAAAAGAGCUCUACGCUUGCAUUGUGAAAAAGGAGAUCUUUUUAAACUUGAAGAAUAGUAGGGAAAAAAAGA